GAUUGUAUAUCCACAGUUAUACUGAAACACAGCUCAUUGUAGAUACUUCAAGGGGAGGAAAAUUACAUAUACAUUUUGAUAUCACUUUUCCAGCUGUUCCAUGUUCACUGCUCAGUCUUGAUGCCAGGGAUAUUAGCGGAGAAGAACAUUUUGACAUACGACACGAUAUAUUCAAAAAGAGGAUUGACUCCCAUGGAGCUGUUAUUGAAGUCAGACAAGAUGGAAUUGGUGCUCCCAAGAUCGAGAGGCCUUUGCAGAAGCACGGUGGCAGACUUGAGCACAAUGAAACAUACUGUGGUUCAUGCUUUGGUGCAGAAACGGCAGAUGAUGAAUGUUGUAAUACAUGUGAAGAAGUUCGUGAAGCAUAUCGAAAGAGAGGCUGGGCGAUAACAAAUACUGAUUUAAUCGAUCAGUGUAAAAGGGAAGGUUUUGUCCAAAAGAUUAAAGAUGAAGAAGGUGAAGGAUGUAACAUCCAUGGAUCUCUAGAGGUCAAUAAAGUGGCUGGGAAUUUUCACUUUGCUGCUGGAAAAAGCUUUCACCAGUCAAGCUUUCAACUCUUCGAACUGAUUGCCUUACAAUCAGAUACUUAUAAUAUCAGUCAUAGGGUAAACAAGAUAGCUUUUGGCGACUCUAUUCCUGGAGUUGUAAAUCCACUUGAUGGGGUUCACUGGACGCAGGAAGCACAGCAUGGAGUGUAUCAAUACUUUCUAAAAGUGGUCCCUACAAUAUAUAAAGGUUUUAGAGGCCGUACUAUUGAUUCAAAUCAGUUCUCAGCGACCGAGCAUUUCAAGAGUUCAGAGAUGGGUCUUUUCCAAUCACCUCCCGGAGUUUACUUCUUUUAUGACCUCUCGCCAAUCAAGGUGACUUUCACGGAGCAGCAUGUGUCAUUCUUUCAUUUCCUCACCAGCGUUUGUGCAAUUAUUGGAGGUGUCUUCACAGUUGCUGGAAUAGUAGAUGCAUUUAUUUACCAUGGUCAAAAGGCGAUAAAGAAGAAAGUGGAACUCGGGAAGUUUGGGUAAUGACACUACUGCAAGCUAGCGCUUUAUCAUUUUCGACUUCGACUUCAGGUCUUCAGCAGUAGCUAGUGCAUAGUACUGGAUAUUUGUUCAUUUCUCUCCAUCCUCGGGCCUUCUGAUGGUUUUGUUUGGUUAUUUAUUAUGUAUAAGCCUUCCAACAAAAAGGAAGACAUAUGCAUCAGUUUCGAAGGGUAAAAUACGUUAAGAAGGGCAAAAUUCCACAACUGCAGAAUAUGAAUAACUUCUGUAGUUUCUGCUGCAACUCAUUCUCAUUGUGCUUCGUAUUUCACCUGUGAGUUAGAUGAUCUUAGGUAUUGUACUUCUGUUCAAUUGAUAGAGAUGAUCUUUUUUGUAGCUUGGACUGAAUUUUGCAUGCCGAAUUUUCUCCCAGAAACAGAGUAAAUUGUAAUUGUUGAGUGGUAUAAGUUGACUUUUGUCCACUGAA
Messenger RNA from Nicotiana tabacum (common tobacco), 1461 nucleotides. The record is from RefSeq and is a predicted model, not a curated record. NCBI's taxonomy places the organism in Eukaryota, Viridiplantae, Streptophyta, Magnoliopsida, Solanales, Solanaceae.